AAAAAAAAAACAAAAACGAAGAAAAAACGCGUUUUGCGAAGACAAUACUGUUGUGUUGUUGAGUCUCUGAGUCUUGUUCCUCCGUCUUCUCCAUCAUUUUCUAUCGUCUUUUCCCCCCCUCAACACCACACAAAAUCAAAAUUAGGGUUUUUCAGAAACGGGUAACAAGGUUGGUUUUGGGUCUCACAGUUCGAUUCAAUUUUCUUCCACUGUGAGAUGUUUUCUUCUUCUUUUUCUCACAGCAGUUCAGCGAUCAAAUGGAAUUCCCUCACACAAUUUCUCUUCCUUGUUUUCUUCCUCUUCUCCGCGUCGCGAAACGACGCCGUUUCGCCCUUUUCGGACAAAUCCGCGCUCCUCCGCCUUAAAGCCUCGUUCUCCAACCCCGCCGGCGUUCUCUCCACGUGGACCUCCGCCACCGCCACCUCUGACUCCGGCCACUGCUCCUUCUCCGGCGUCCUCUGCGACGCGAACUCCCGAGUCGUCGCCGUCAACGUCACCGGCGCCGGCGGCAACAACCGAACAUCUCCCCCGUGCUCAAAUUUCUCCCAAUUCCCUCUCUACGGCUUCGGAAUUCGGCGAACCUGUUCCGGUAGCAAAGGUUCUCUCUUCGGAAACGCUUCUUCUCUGAGCUUCAUCGCCGAGCUCACGGAGCUUAGGGUUUUGUCGCUCCCCUUCAAUGCGUUGGAGGGUGAAAUCCCCGAAGCGAUUUGGGGCAUGGAGAACCUCGAGGUUCUCGACUUAGAAGGGAAUUUGAUAAGUGGCUGUCUUCCUUUCAGAAUCAAUGGCUUGAAGAAUUUAAGGGUUUUGAAUCUCGCGUUUAAUAGGAUUGUUGGGGAUAUACCUAGUUCAAUUGGGUCUCUUGAGAGAUUGGAGGUUUUGAAUUUGGCUGGUAAUGAAUUGAAUGGUUCUGUUCCCGGUUUUGUAGGGAGGCUUAGAGGGGUGUAUCUGUCUUUUAAUCAGUUAAGUGGGAUUAUUCCAAGAGAGAUUGGGGAGAAUUGUGGGAACCUUGAGCAUUUGGAUUUGUCUGCGAAUUCGAUUGUUCGAGCGAUUCCAAGGAGUUUGGGGAAUUGUGGGAGGUUGAGGACGCUUUUGUUGUAUUCCAAUUUGUUGAAAGAGGGUAUUCCGGGUGAGCUUGGGAGACUUAAGAGCCUUGAGGUGUUGGAUGUUUCCAGGAACACUCUCAGCGGCUCUGUGCCGCGGGAGCUUGGGAAUUGCUUGGAGUUGAGAGUGCUUGUGCUGUCGAAUCUAUUCGAUCCACGUGGGGAUGUUGAUGCUGGUGAUUUGGAGAAAUUGGGGUCUGUGAAUGAUCAGUUGAAUUAUUUUGAAGGGGCAAUGCCUGUGGAGGUUUUGUCGCUUCCCAAGUUGAGGAUAUUGUGGGCUCCCAUGGUGAAUUUGGAAGGUGGUUUACAGGGAAGUUGGGGCGGUUGUGAGAGCUUGGAGAUGGUGAAUUUGGCUCAGAAUUUUUUCAGUGGGGAGUUUCCAAACCAGCUUGGUGUUUGCAAGAAGCUGCAUUUUGUUGAUUUAAGCUCUAACAAUCUUACAGGGGAGCUUUCUGAGGAACUCCGAGUUCCCUGUAUGAGUGUGUUUGAUGUUAGUGGGAACAUGUUAUCUGGUUCAGUUCCUGAUUUCUCCAACAAUGUUUGUCCCCCUGUUCCUUCCUGGAAUGGAAAUCUGUUUGCAGAUGGCAAUGCUUCCCCGCGGUAUGCAUCCUUUUUUAUGUCAAAGGUUCGUGAGAGAUCACUUUUCACGUCAAUGGGGGGAGUUGGCACUUCUGUUGUUCACAACUUUGGGCAAAACAGCUUUACUGACAUUCACUCGUUGCCAGUAGCACAUGACAGGCUGGGAAAGAAGUGCGGUUACACAUUUCUUGUUGGUGAAAAUAAUCUUACAGGACCUUUUCCUACUUUUUUAUUUGAGAAAUGUGAUGAAUUAGAUGCAUUGCUUUUAAAUGUCAGUUAUAAUAGGAUAUCUGGUCAGAUUCCUUCCAAUUUUGGUGGAAUAUGCAGAUCAUUGAAAUUUUUGGAUGCGUCUGGAAAUGAACUUGCAGGAACGAUUCCCCUUGAUGUAGGGAAUUUGGUCUCUCUUGUAUUUCUGAACCUCAGUAGGAAUCAGUUACAAGGCCAGAUUCCCACCAACCUUGGCCAGAUGAAGAAUCUGAAGUUUCUUUCUUUGGCUGGUAAUAAGUUGAAUGGCUCAAUUCCUAUCAGCCUGGGGCAGUUGUACUCUUUAGAAGUCUUGGACCUUUCUUCAAACUCUCUUACUGGUGAGAUUCCAAAGGCUAUUGAAAACAUGAGAAAUCUGACAGAUGUUUUGCUCAAUAACAACAAUCUUUCUGGUCACAUUCCUAAUGGUUUGGCACAUGUCACUACACUCUCCGCAUUCAAUGUGUCUUUCAACAACUUAUCUGGAUCCUUGCCUUCAAAUAGUGGCUUGAUUAAAUGCAGAAGUGCUGUUGGGAAUCCGUUUCUAAGUCCCUGCCGUGGAGUUUCGCUGACCGUGCCAUCAGGGCAACUAGGGCCACUUGAUGCAACAGCACCAGCUACUACAGGCAAGAAGAGUGGGAAUGGCUUCAGUUCUAUUGAAAUAGCAUCUAUAACUUCUGCUUCAGCCAUUGUUUUGGUCCUUAUAGCCCUGAUUGUUCUAUUCUUUUACACUCGGAAGUGGAAGCCAAGGUCCAGGGUUAUUAGUUCUAUAAGAAAAGAAGUUACAGUGUUCACUGAUAUUGGGUUCCCAUUGACGUUUGAAACUGUAGUCCAAGCCACAGGAAACUUCAAUGCAGGUAACUGUAUUGGGAAUGGAGGUUUUGGCACAACAUACAAGGCAGAGAUAUCACCAGGAAUCCUGGUGGCAGUCAAACGACUUGCAGUUGGACGUUUCCAAGGUGUCCAACAAUUCCAUGCUGAGAUCAAGACCCUUGGGAGGCUUCAUCAUCCAAAUCUUGUCACUCUGAUUGGUUAUCAUGCUUGUGAAACAGAGAUGUUUCUCAUAUACAAUUUUUUAUCAGGUGGUAAUCUCGAAAAGUUUAUCCAGGAGAGGUCCACAAGGGAUGUGGAGUGGAAAAUUCUUCACAAGAUCGCAUUAGACAUAGCCCGUGCACUCGCCUAUCUGCAUGAUACGUGUGUUCCCCGCGUUCUUCACCGCGAUGUCAAGCCCAGCAACAUCUUGUUGGAUGAUGAUUUCAAUGCUUAUCUAUCUGACUUUGGGUUGGCUAGACUUCUGGGGACUUCAGAGACACAUGCUACCACUGGUGUAGCCGGAACAUUCGGCUAUGUUGCACCUGAAUAUGCCAUGACGUGCCGUGUUUCUGAUAAGGCUGAUGUGUACAGCUACGGUGUGGUGCUUCUGGAGUUGCUCUCAGACAAGAAGGCAUUGGAUCCUUCGUUUUCUUCUUAUAGAAAUGGUUUCAACAUAGUGGCAUGGGCAUGCAUGCUACUGAAGCAAGGAAGGGCAAAGGAGUUCUUCACUGCUGGGUUGUGGGAAGCAGGACCUGGAGAUGAUUUGGUAGAAGUGCUUCACUUAGCAGUUGUGUGUACUGUUGACAUUCUCUCUACCAGACCUACAAUGAAACAGGUUGUAAGAAGGCUUAAGCAACUUCAACCCCUAACAUGCUAGCCCCUUGUGUGUGUGGCUGUGUUCCUUUAACAUUAUUAAUCUUAGAAAUAUUCCCUUUGGAAUUUGUAAUCUGUAAUUUAGCAUUUUUUGUGGAUUUAGGUUGAGUUCCCAAUUUGUACUUAUUCCCCCCGUGUACAUUUUUAUAUAGUUGUGUCCCCAAUUUUCCAUGCUCUUGACUAGGUAUAUUUAGGUUUGGGGGCUUGGUGUUGAUUCUGCAGAAGAAUGCAGAUAUUUGAUUUCCCCUUCAUACACGUGCAUUCCAUGUCUAUUUGUUCAAUAAAAUUGAAGAAUAGAAUAUGUAUUUUGAAAGGAAAAACAUUGGUGCAGUUCUGCUAAAUUUGAGUAAAUGUCUUGAGUAUAAUGUAAGUGAUAGGGAGUCUGGUGUUGAUUCUGCAGAAUUGCAGAUUA
This is a messenger RNA of Glycine soja, 4020 nucleotides long. RefSeq names its product LRR receptor-like serine/threonine-protein kinase RPK2. Lineage: Eukaryota; Viridiplantae; Streptophyta; Magnoliopsida; Fabales; Fabaceae. The transcript has a single exon. Gene Ontology annotation, molecular function: protein binding; ATP binding; protein kinase activity. Gene Ontology annotation, biological process: protein phosphorylation. The record is from RefSeq and is a predicted model, not a curated record. The coding region runs from base 217 to 3612 and encodes 1131 amino acids.